AUGUGCCAUUUCACCUUCUUUUUAAUUCUUUUAAUUGCCUAUCAAUCUCCUAAAAAUGCCUCUGAAAUUGACAAGCUUAAUAAGGAUCUUCAGUCUCAUAAUGCAUCCUUGAAUUCUCUCGAGACACUGAAAGAGCUUUGUGGAUAUGCUGAGAAAAUUAAUCAAAAUCACGUUGACGAACAAAGUUGUAAAAAUUUUUUAGAGAGUCUUUGUACAGGCCUCGAAAAAUUUCUCGGCUACCAGAAUGGUAAUUACACCGGAGAGGGAAUUGUGUACUCGGACCUGGACAGGCUCUGCGACGGGGUGAUGUCUUUCCUUCAUGGUGUUUUAAGUAACAUUAAGCCUAAAUUAGGAUUACAUAGUAAUGAGAUUAAUGAAGCUAUAAGGCUUCUUGAAGCCAAUAAACACUCUGGCAAAGAUGGUUUUAAUGCUGCGAUUGGCGAAGUGGUCCAGGGGGUGAACAAGUAUAAUGAGGGUGUGAAGAAAUCCAAUCAGGAAGUUAAAGAAAUAAUGACCAAGAUGCAAGGCUACACAAGACAAGAAGAUGGUAAGUUAAUUAAUGGUCUUCAUGCUAUUCAGGUUGAGAAUAAUCCAAGGGACCCGGAGCUCAUGUUCGCCUACAAGGACGUCAACAAGGCACUGCAAGAAUGCCAAGCGGAAGCAACAAAAUUCACUGAUAGCCUAAACAUUAGUGACACUAAUAAUAAGCACAAAGAUGCCGUUAAUGAUCUUAAUGAUACUUUAAAAGUUAAGCUUAAUAAUCUCCGUAGCACGAUAGUGUAUGAGACUGGGCGCCUCGGGAAGGUGCAAAAGCAGGAGGAGAAGCAGUUUGAAGAGAGGACUGCAAAAAUCGCCGAGGUGUUGAAGGCGCUCGGGACGCAAAUUAACAAGCACAUUUGUAGGGAAAUAGAGAGGUUCGUUGAAGAUUUGAAACCAAAGGUGCAGAAAAUUCUGGAUGAACUUAAGAAAAUUGAUAAGAGGCUGCAAGAGUAUGUUAAGGAGUUAGAAGCGUGGAUUGAAAGCGCACUACAGGUGAUUAAAUCGGCGGAGGAGAAAUUUGACGAAAUAUCGGCGGAAGCAAAUGAGGAGGCCGUAUCAAAGAAUCCGGCGCAGAUCAGACAGGUGGCGCAGGAGCUUAACACGCGGCUGGAAGGAGAAAUCGAGGAGUUAAAGAAAUGGAGGGAAGCGGCGACCGAAGCUGUUGGAAAAGGCAUUGAGAACUGUGAUUUAAUACUAGAGAGGGUGCAAAAUGGUCAUCCAAAAAAUAGACAGAAUAAUGGUGGCCUAACCUUUAUAAAAAAGAAAGCUGAAGAAUUGAAAACACAAGCAGAGAAACUCAGAUUGGCGGCCGAGGGGGCAAUGAGGGAUGUCAAGGAUCAAGUCGCAGUGGCGCUUAAUGAGGUUAUGCAAAUGGACAUGUAUUUAAAGAGGGAUUUGAAAGGUGUUAAAGACGAUAUUAAGAAAGGGAUUACGCAGGAGAUUACAAAGCUUAAUAUUGCUCAAUUGGAAGGCAAAGUUAUCCAGGAUCUAGGUACAUUGAAGCAGAAGAUUGAGAGUGCAGUAAAGGAUUACGUUAAGAGUUAUGUCGACGCAAUUAAAACAAAGGUCGGCGUUGUCAAGGAUGGAAUUGGAGAUACACAAGCAAAAAAUGGACCAGGUAACGAAAGUAUAUUUUUUAAUUGGAAUGGACUUAAACAUCAGAUCACAUGGCUUGUUGGCGGCUUGACCAACGAAGGCCCUGUGGGCACUGGAAAGCUUCAAGAAAUUGUACACGGUAUCUUAUCCUACGCUAAGGAGUUUGGUAGCGGCAAAUUUGAGACUCAGAUUUUGACAGGUUGGCUUAAAGAAAUUUUGGAGGAUACGAAAGUGAAUAGGAAUAUUACUACGUAUGUAAGUGACAACAGAGAUAAGGGUAAAUUUAUAGGCACGGAAUUCAAUAAUAAAGGACAAGGUGAUAAAAUUCUCGCAGUAAAGGAGGCCAUUAAGAGCAAGCUUCCGGAAGAGUUAAAAGCGUCCCUUUUAAAUGUUGCAGGGACUAGCAACCGCCCAGGUGCAAAGGUCAGUGAGAUUGCCCAGAGGUUUAAAGAGUUCGCCCAGCAAGUUGAAACUGACCUGAAGGAUAAGGCUUCCCAGAUUUCUGAGAAAGUUGAGGAGCAUUUAGGUUUAAAAACCCUUAACAACUCUACAGACAAAACAGGUCUCCUUAACGCGCUCAAAACAAUCCUUCCGUCUAUAGCCGCAGUGGCCAGGAAGUUUGCCGAAGAAAUUCAAAAGUUCCUCGAAAAGUCCAAAAUAGGCUACAACCUGGAACCAGCUAUAAAGAAGGUCGGUGAAAUAGUCACAAAACUUGGAGACCCCGAGGGCAGCACCAAUCAGCCCGGGAGUAAAAUUACAAAGGCGUUGAAAGAGGUGCAGCCAGCAAUAAACCUGCUUUACAGUGAUCUUGGAACAGCGCUUGGCCAAUCCGCCCACACAACGCUUAUUCCACCCGUUGCUCUUACUGAGCCAAUUGACACUACGGUUGCAAGGAAAAUAGAAGAGGGCAUCACGUCAACAACUUCUCCGUUACUGGGAACGUCUGUUAUCCCACAACAAAUAACUUAUGAACUUGGUGAGAAACAUAAACUAAUGCAGCUGUUCAAAACUCACUAUAGUACGAUAAACAGCGCCCUUAGCGAGCCAACCUUUGGCGGUCAAGUUGAUAGUAUAUUGGAUCAGGAGAUCGGCGGAAACGCAAAGGUUGGUAGUACAAUAACAGAAUUGGCUAAAACUAAAUUCAACGGUUACAAACAUUACGUCGACGAAAAAAAACUUAAGAGUGCUCUUGGGACCGGUAAGCCACAAGACAUUCAAAGCUCCGGUGAACUACCGCAGUCGAUAAAGAGGAUUGAAACCACAGGUGUUGCAGAGCUGGAGAAGACAAUAGGUGAGAGCGCCGGUCCCGAUAAAAAGAUAACAAAGGAUACUUUUGAAAAACCGGUCCAAACAAUCGACGCUCAGCUAACAUAUCUUACACAACUUGUCAACAGGGACAGGGCGGAUGACUACGGCAAUAAAGGUGUCCAAACAAUUCUAAAUGAGUUGAAGGUAGGCCUCACUAAGCAAUCCCUCGGCACCGCAAACGGCCUUCAACAGAUCCAGGAGAACCUUACAGAUCUCCACAACCAGGUCCCACAUAUAUCCGCCAAACUUGUUUCCAUGUGUAGUAAGAUAAACACCGCUGUGCAUUUCGGUAAGGAGAGUAUAAAGACUCUGAGAGAUACCAAAAUCAAACAGCAACUCAAAAACAUUAGGAACAAUCUCACCAAACUCCAAAACGAUCUGGUGACUAAGCCUAUCAAGUUGACGGAGACCUUUAUCAGCAGCAUCGGACACUACCGCCAAGCCACAAUCCAGUUGCUGGAAACACACGUAAAUAAGGAAGUGGACGACGCAACUAAGCAAUUAACCGUCUACGCAAGGAAACAGUAUGUUGAGUCCAUUAAGUUCCUGCUCAAGGCGUUCGCCGAGAAAGUCACUGAAGAACUCAAAACGCUACCCGAUGAAAUAGGAAAAGAUUUGGAGCAGGGGCACAAGAAAUUCAUGGAACUGUUUGCAAAGGACGUCAUGAGGAGACUUGAAGGAAUAAAUGAAAUUGAUCCUAAUAAGUUUACGAAAGCAGAGCCUCCACUGCACCAGGCGGCGACAAAGUUAAACAGCGCAUUGAAUGCGUUGUUCAAGAAGUUGAAAAGCGAUGAGGAUCUCAAGUCCGACCACGAUAAAGUUGCGCCUUCCAAAGACGCUCUGACAAAAAUUCUUAAUGGCCUUAUGCGUUCACGGCACUUUGACAAUAACUUUAGCACUCACCUAGUAACAUUUAAUAAAGCACUUACGGAAUUCAAUCCCAAGACAUACGGCGAAGGAAAGUAUCCUUUCAUUCUCGAGUCGUUUAAAAGAGGCUUCGCGGCAUUGUUCACGGAGCUCGAAAAGGCCUACGUAAACGUCUACGACGGACAUCCUAAGCAAAUAAAUUUAAGUAAAUUGUUGCAAGAUAAACCACAAAAGGAUCCAUCCACACCAGCUGAGAAAGUGCUCACCCCGGACGGUGAAAACAUGUCCAAGGUGUUCUUGUCCAUCCUGGAGAUCAUCAGUGAGGACCUGACGUAUUUGAAAACACAAUGCCUUUCCGAAUGGUAUGCGCGUCGGAUCCAUUCCGGUAGCAGUCUCGGUACGUUCUUGCAAACGUGCGGUUACCGUGUGGUCACAAACCGUGACUCCCAAAAUGGCGAGCUGCAGUACACGAAUAAUAUGAAGGGUGAGCAUAUUUAUGGUAGGCUCGUCGGCGAUUCUGAAUGUGUAUUCGACAGCGAUAAAGAUGCCAAGCGUGCGCUUGACAUGCUUAACGAUUGCCUCACCCAUUAUUAUUCCGUCUCCCACAUCGCCACUUCCUUCUCCAAGAAGCGUCCGUGUUUCAUUUACGAGAUGCUUGCAUGGUGUACAAGCCUUCUACAUCAUCCAGUGUAUAUCGAUUUGACAACAAAUGACUUCAGUCACCUGUUCGACAAGCCGAAGAGAAAGGAGGCGGACAAUGUGGUAGACGACAUCUCCCUUGAAGAACCAAGCAGCCUAUCGUUAGCGGCGUAUCCACAAAAGAUCGCGCAGAGUGAGAUACACGAUGCAAUUGUACAUGUCACGUCCCUUGCUCCCGUGAUCCUGACUACCAUAGUCGGCUACGGCGACGAGUUCACCACGUACGCUGUUGACUACCAUACUAACGCCCUUGGAUUCACGUUCCCCUCAUCGGCGGGGGAUUGUCUCAACAUGUUGCUUGAAUGCCUCCGUAGAAUGUUCCCUGUAUUUAGAUUCUUGCAUCAUCAGUGUACCAAUUUGGUGUCCGAGCACGGCUGGUACAGCUGCAAGUACGGCAAAGAUGUCAAGUCAGCCAAGUGGCCGUGUAGUGACCACUCAAACAGCAAACCAAACGGCCAACCAAAUUGUAAACCAAAUCACCAACCAAAUGGUCAAGCAAAUUGCCAACCUAGGUCACCAUUAAUGAGUUACCUAAAUGACUGUCUUCCCGGCCACCUACCGCACCAGGUCAGCGCUAUCGGCUGCAAAGCGCCGUGUUUGACACCACUCGGCUUUAGAGGUUUCUCGGGAAGUACAAAGACAGGCAAAGACCUAUGCAAAGUGCUGACCAAAUUCUUUGGUAACGGUGUAGCUUCACCUCUGCUUUCCGUUGCACCCAAACCGCCGAGUAACCUAGCAGAGCAUAUUCAAUUUGCAUUGUCAUUUGUGAAAGGCUGGUCGCAUAAUGGCGGUAACGGACUCAAAACGGUGGUCGAAAAUUCCGCCAAAAGUGUGUCCAUUGAUCUAUAUAACGAACCAUCAAAACUCACAGACGCACUUCGUGAUGCGUAUCGUAAUGCCCAUGGUAAACAUGGAGGGAAGGACCACCUUACUGCAUAUGCUGACGUGUCUAGUAUAGCGAUGACACAAGCGUGUAAUGACACUGUAGGAAAAGCAUUGUGCGCUCCAUAUGUUGCAUCACUCUGCGGUGACACAUAUGCUUACUUUGCUGAGAAGCAUUGCAACACAUAUUUGUCAUGGGCCAUAUAUCUCCCAUGGACAUUUUGGGAUUUACUCAACAAUUUAUACAAUGCCUUUUGCCAAAUCACUUGUGCAGACUGGGAAUGCCGUGGAUGUCUCAGAGGAGGCAAGUGCAAGAGUGGCAAGCAUGGCGUCGUAGAAGAUGAGAAGAAACCAGAUGACACAUGUCAGUGUCCUUCCAUAGUAACCUGUAGAGGCGUGGCACCGACGCUCUACCAGUAUGGAUUCAGCUUCGGCGAGGCGUCGACAUUGAAUGGUAAGGCGCCGAAGAAGUGUAGGGAUUUCUGUAGUCAGUUACAUAAGGUAUUACAUUCUGAUUAUUUUAAUAAGCUGUUCGAGGAGUGCGACAAUUUCCUGAAAGAAAUAAGGUGCCCAUUUAUGCUAACAUUGUUAGCCCUCUGGUCGCUGUCGCUCCUGUACCUGCUGCACAUCGCCGUCGUCCGCCUCGACGUCCUGAGGAUACGCUCCCACCUGAGAUCGCCCUCAAGCCACCGCAUCGCCGCACAGUCCCUCCUCGCCACCGCACGCGUCAGGGCACUCGCCAACGUAAAGUACUUCUCACCAUAA
This is a messenger RNA of Babesia ovata, 6156 nucleotides long. RefSeq lists its product as uncharacterized. The transcript has 2 exons. The coding region runs from base 1 to 6156 and encodes 2051 amino acids. The record is from RefSeq and is a predicted model, not a curated record. Lineage: Eukaryota; Apicomplexa; Aconoidasida; Piroplasmida; Babesiidae.